AUGCAAAACGGCAGCCCCGAUGACCCAUCACUGCAAGAUGAACGCGUAACCCCUCUCACCGAACUAUCUCCGAUUGAACCGUCUGCUUUAGAACCACCACUCGAUUCCAGUCUCGAAGACAUUCCCCCUCCCGAGCUCCAACACGAUGGAGCUAGCGAGGUGGACGGACCACCAUCGAAGAAGCGACGGAUUACAGAUUCUACGCCUACGACGCCUUCGAAUCGCGCAAAACCGCGUCCACCUUCGCCACCUUGGAAGAAGAUUGGUGUUGAAGGACCGACUUCGUUCCUUGAUGAGGGACGGCGCCGUUCUUCGCGAACGAAUCUAGUUCCUACAGUCCUUCAACCACAAUCUGAAAAGCGACAGACUCGUGCGGCACACACUCCAUUGGGUAAUGAUGCUAAGCCGGCCACGUCAUCUCCGCUGGCUGUCACGCAGUUGCGUGUUGAUGUCAAUGGAAAGUCAGGUAGCAAGGCUACAAAUAGUUCACCCAGGGUGAGUAAUACCAAGAGCAUGCCUGUUAAACAACAACGGAUUUCCCAAUCACCAAAACCUCCUCAAUCGCACAAGAGACCUCGAAGCUCCGCUACAGCGAAUCGUCCUCGGUCCAGCCUGGCCGGUGCCAGCCCUCGUCAACUUCGUGACCGUCAAUCCAUUUCAACAUCAUCCCCCACGGCCGAUAAUUUCGAGAACACAAAUUCAAAUGCGGAGGUGCAUGUGGGUGAAUGCAAAGUGGUUGUUCAGCGACUCAAAAUUAAAGUCAAGAAGCCCGAUCUACCGAUUCGACAUCCUGGACACGUGUCCAGCAAAAGAUACUCGUCAUUCCGGGAAUGGAUAGAUAAAGAAGAUGCACCUGAAAUCAUCUCUUCCGAAGAGGCUCUCCGGGAGGCCCAGAGACGAAAUGAAGUCUUGAAUGCAGUGGAACCUGGCGGGCCCUUAAGCUCGGAAGUCUGCUCGGCCUACAUAGAGGAUGUUCAGGAAGAGCCAGAUCCACAGUACUCGCAUCAGGAUCAUCUGGUGGCCCACGCGCUAUACUUCUGUAAGCUUAUGGAGAAGGAGCACAAACGUCAUAGGCAGAUGGCCAAAUUGUGCGCACAGUGGUGUGCAGAGGCCCAUCGGAAACGCCAUAAGAACCCAGAGGACCUUCUUCGGGAGCAGCAGGAGGAAUUGCGCGGGAAGCGCAAGCAGCUGGCCAAGGAUCUCCAGAGGAUGUUCGACUCGGCACGUGCAGAAAUUGACAAGGUACGCCUUGCUCAAUGGGAGGAGGAACGGAAGGUGCAAGACCAGCAGGCUCUGGAUCGCGCAAUAAAAAAGUCGACACUGCUUUUUGAGAAGCGUCGAUCCGAGGUUCUUGGUGAAAUGCCUAGUGAUGCUCCAUCCUCGAGUGACGACGAUGGAGAGACAGACUACUCGUCGAACGCAUCCGACGGAAGCAAUAUGUCAACAUCUGAGUCCGACUCCGACGAAGAGGGCAAUGCAGAUGAUGAUGCUGCAUUAACUGCGGAGGAGCUUCGACUAAAAUACUCUAAUAUUCCCGAAGUUACACCUGACCAAGAUCAGAUGUCGGUCGUAACCACAUCAGUCUUCGAAAGCGAAGCUGAUUCCAUGGCAACGCCGGUGGAUGCUCCAUUAGAGGAUGGCAGCGACCAAUCAACGGACAUGGAGAGUGAUAUGGGUGAUGAGGAAGAUGAGGAAGAUGAGGACUCUGAUAAUGAAAGAAAUGGACUGCUCGCUUUCUUCUCGACAAAGAAAGCAAAUCGAGAGGCAGAAGAGGAUUCAACUGACGACGACGACUAUGAAUACAAAGCGCCAGCACUGGAAUUGCAGAGCGAAAAAGAAGACAAUGACAAUGAUGAGGACGAAGAACCCGACCGACUUUCUCUCUUCCCCGACGGUCUAUCCGUCCCUGGAACGUCGACUGAAGCCACACCUAUGGAAAUUGAAGAGGAAUCUGAAGCCGCCCAACUCACCCCUGGUGAUUCUGAAGAUAUCGAUAUGAUCGAUACUCCAAUGGGUGACGUGCCCUCUAUCGCUGACGGUUCAGCUUCAGCGGCACCGGGCAUAGAAAUUCGACCUACCGAGGACAUCUCUAGUGAGCCGUCCCCAGGAACCUUUGCGACCAAGCCAUCAGAGCCUGAGUCUGUCUCUUCAUUUGAACCUCCGGUGGAGAACGCCCUACAGACAAGUCAUUCACCUGGCCCCGGCCUGCAGACUCAAAUCCCACAUCUCCUACGUGGUACACUGCGAGAGUAUCAACAUUACGGAUUGGAUUGGCUUGCUGGCCUUUACAAAAAUCAUAUCAACGGUAUCCUGGCAGAUGAAAUGGGUCUUGGUAAGACCAUUCAGACUAUUGCUCUACUCGCCCACCUUGCCGUGGAUCAUGGUGUAUGGGGUCCUCAUUUGGUGGUUGUUCCCACCAGUGUCAUCCUCAACUGGGAAAUGGAAUUCAAAAAAUGGUGCCCUGGUUUCAAGAUUAUGACAUACUACGGUAAUCAGGAAGAGCGCAAGAUAAAACGAAAAGGCUGGACCGAUGAUAACUCAUGGAAUGUCCUGAUCACUUCUUACCAACUCGCCCUACAAGAUCAAAUUUCCCUCAAGCGUAGGAGCUGGCAUUACAUGGUUCUUGAUGAGGCUCAUAAUAUCAAAAACUUUCGCUCGCAGAGGUGGCAGGCUCUCCUCACCUUCCGCACUCGCGCCCGUCUUCUCCUGACCGGUACCCCUCUCCAGAACAACCUGACUGAGCUGUGGUCUCUACUCUUCUUUUUGAUGCCGACUGACGGCGAGGGGAACAAUGGUAUCGAAGGGUUCGCUGACCUGAGAGAUUUCUCUGAAUGGUUCCGGCGACCGGUAGAACAGAUCCUGGAGCAUGGAAGAGAGACAAUGGAUGACGAGGCCAAGAAGGUGGUUACCAAGCUACAUACCGUUCUGCGUCCCUAUAUUCUCCGUCGACUGAAGGCCGAUGUGGAGAAACAGAUGCCCGGAAAGUACGAGCAUGUGGUCUACUGUCGCCUGUCCAAGCGGCAGCGAUACCUCUACGAUGGCUUUAUGUCGAUGGCCCAGACUAAGGAGACUCUUGCUUCCGGCAACUUCCUCUCCAUUAUCCACUGUCUGAUGCAAUUACGCAAGGUCUGCAACCAUCCCGACCUGUUCGAAACCAGGCCGAUCUCCACCUCAUUUGCCAUGCCACGAUCGGUUGUGACAGAUUACAAUGUGAAGGAGAGUCUUGUGCGCCGUAGACUGCUUUUCGAUCAUCCCCUCGCCAAGGUCGAUCUAGAUUUCCUCAACCUAGCUCCCGUUUCACGAGAGGAUAUCUCCAAACGCUUGGCAGACGACAGCAUCCGGCUAAUGGCAUUUGGGCCCUUUAAGACUCUUCGUGAGCUUCAGUACAACCGAACCAACUGGAAAAUGACCUUUGACGGAUCUUCAAUGGAGACUAUCCUCACAUCUCUGGAGAAUGUGUGCCGAAAAAGAAGAAUGGCUGAACUGGAGCGGUGUCUGUACUUUGAGUCCAAGCGCCAUGGUCGCCGACCUGUGUAUGGUAGCAGCCUGUUCGAAUUCAUGAGAGCUGGUACUAGCAAGAUGCAUGCGCUCACAAACGCGCCGCUUCGAAAGAGAGACAUGGCCGAGUGGCUAAUGACCCGGUCCUCCGUUCUGGCAGCCAUCAUUCUCACCGUCGAGGAGCGUUCACUCGAGAUGGACGGAUUCGUCCAACGAUUUGCCUGCGUCACUCCAGCUGUCGUCGCCUCUGGCAUGACUGAGGCCGCAUUGACGCCAGUGGAAACACGGCUGCUGACAAACACGGCCAAGGAACAGCCCUACGACCCCUUCCAUGAGGCACGGAUGCGGCUCUCUAUUGCCUUUCCUGACAGACGUUUGUUACAGUAUGAUUGCGGCAAGCUUCAGCGGCUCGAUAAGCUUCUGCGGGACCUGAAGGCCGGCGGUCACCGGGCCCUAAUCUUCACGCAGAUGACCAAGAUGCUUGAUAUCCUGGAGCAGUUCCUCAACAUUCAUGGACACCGCUACCUCCGACUCGAUGGAACCACUAAGGUUGAGGCACGACAGAUGCUGACAGAGCGGUUCAACAGCGACCCCCGCAUUCUGGCAUUCAUCCUGUCUAGUCGUUCGGGUGGUCUAGGCAUCAAUUUGACUGGAGCGGACACUGUUAUUUUCUACGAUUUGGACUGGAAUCCGGCCAUGGAUAAACAGUGUCAGGACCGUUGCCACCGAAUCGGACAGACCCGUGAUGUACACAUCUACCGAUUUGUGUCAGAGUACACGAUUGAAUCCAACAUCCUGCGCAAAGCCAAUCAGAAACGGAUGCUUGAUGACGUGAUCAUCCAAGAGGGCGAGUUCACCACGGACUACUUUACGAAACUUGACACGCAGGAUCCUAUCGAGACAGACGAGCGGGAUGGAAAGGAUGAGGCCAGUGCAGCCAUGGACCGUGUCCUUGGCAACCGCGUGGGUGGCACACGCGGGUUCGAGCAGGCCGAGGAUAAGGAAGACAUUGAUGCGGCUAAGAAUGCGGAGAAGGAAUUACAGCACGCCGACGAUGGCGAUUUUGACGAUCGUACCUCUCAUGGAACCCCGGCCCAAAUUGGGACUCCGUUGGCUGCCGACGAUGGCUCACGGCCUGGACCUGGACCUGGACCUGGACCUAGAGAUAAUGCCGAGGCUCUGGGUGACAUUGACGACUACAUCCUCCGAUUCAUGUGGUGGAACAUGCGUGACGAGCCUGUGGUCCCGCCCAUGGAUAAGAGCAAGAAAAGGUCCAAGAAGGGCAAAGAGCAUAAUCUGAAACGGCGCCGCUGA
Penicillium taxi is the source of this 4812-nucleotide messenger RNA. It is a transcript of the gene swr1, whose product is annotated as putative SNF2 family helicase/ATPase (Swr1). Gene Ontology annotation, molecular function: ATP binding; histone binding; ATP hydrolysis activity. Lineage: Eukaryota; Fungi; Ascomycota; Eurotiomycetes; Eurotiales; Aspergillaceae. Bases 1 to 4812 code for a protein of 1603 amino acids. The transcript has a single exon. The record is from RefSeq and is a predicted model, not a curated record. Gene Ontology annotation, cellular component: Swr1 complex.